Messenger RNA from Medicago truncatula (barrel medic), 3954 nucleotides. RefSeq lists its product as uncharacterized. The record is from RefSeq and is a predicted model, not a curated record. The coding region runs from base 86 to 3676 and encodes 1196 amino acids. Lineage: Eukaryota; Viridiplantae; Streptophyta; Magnoliopsida; Fabales; Fabaceae. Gene Ontology annotation, cellular component: nucleus. Gene Ontology annotation, molecular function: ATP binding; 3'-5' DNA helicase activity; protein binding. Gene Ontology annotation, biological process: nucleotide-excision repair; interstrand cross-link repair. The transcript has 27 exons.
UAGAAUUUGUUUUUUUGAACUGAAAAAAAAAAACGAAAAAGCGCUGCAAACAUUUCCCACGCAGUUGCAGUUGCAGUUGCGAGCAAUGGCAGAAGACAGCAACGAGAAGGAAAUUCAAAUCCGAACCCUGACCGGUGAAUCCAUCACUCUUCACAUCACUCGCUCUUCCACCGUCCAACAACUCAAACUUCUCCUCAACCACUCUUUCCCUCCCGCCACCAACUCCCCCAAUUUCCAUCUCUUCUUCAAGGGAAAUAAAUUGCAAUUGCAUGAUCAAAUUGGUUCUUAUCAAAUUGAAAGCGGGGACUUUGUUGUUUUGAUUCCAUUUGUCAAGAAGGAACCAACUCAAAAAGAGAAACCGGAUUCGGUUUUCUCUUCUCCAAAUGUUGCUUGCAAUGCUUCAACCUCCAGUUUCGCCGAUACAACGUGGUCGAAUAUUAUGGAAGAUUUGUCGGAAUUACGCGAAACCACUGAAGAAAUUGAUGUUAUUAAAAAGAAAACUGUAGAGGGUGAAAUGAAAAGGGGUUUAGGUUCUGAGAAGGAGAUAAAUCUUCCUUAUCAUAUGAUAUUGAAUACAUUGGAUCAUACUAGUAGGAGUGCUGAGGUUUUUCCAAAGGUAUUGGAAUCGGUGAAUUGUUUAUCUGAUUUGCCUCUUGGAUACUGCAAGUUGUUGAAGAGAACAUGUUUGAAGGGAAAUGGUGGUGGCAGUGUUACUUGCUUGUGUCCGCCUUGGUUGAAGAUGGUUCUGAAGUCGUUUGCUUUCAUAAACAUUUUUUCCGCGUUUCUUCAUUUGCAAAGUAGGAAGGUAACAACGAGUCUACUGGAUGAAGCACUUGACCAGCUGGCGAAGUUUGGUGUUAAACUUGGCGCCCAUGACAUGAAGCGUCUUUCCCUUCUUUGUCCUCAUCUUGUAUGUUUUGUAGAUGACAUAGAGAAGGCAAGUUUUGGUGAUGUCAUUGUCGUAGUAAAUAAUUCAACUACCAAUGACGAUCGAAUUGAAGAUAAUCCUAAAAGAGCUCGCAAGUCGCUGUAUAUUUCAAAGAUUGUCAGUACAUUGGAGAGAAGGGACAAUUCUUUCCGAAAAUAUCUGGGGUUGGCUUUUGAGCAGCUUCAGUUUGAAAUUGGAGAUGAGAUGAACGUGAGAAUUUCGUUCGAAACACUGCUUGCAACAGUGAAGGACCUUGAUUUUACCAGAAAAGGAAGCAAAUCUAAACGUGUAAAGAGAAGCUCAACUUCCUCAGGAUCUAAGAUGGACCGCAUUGGGUGUCAUGACACAGAGUCAUUAAUGGCUGUCGACAUGGUUGAUCAUCUUAAGAAAGGAAUUGGAUCUGAAGGACAGAUUGUGCAUAUUGAAGACAUAUGUGCCAGAAAAGCCAUUUACAGUGACAUCCCAGCUGAACUAUCAGAGAAAACGAGAUCUACACUAAAGUAUAUUGGAGUUUCCAAAUUGUAUAGUCACCAGGCAGAGUCUAUACAAGCCUCCCUUCUCGGGAAGAAUGUUGUUGUGGCUACAAUGACAUCUAGCGGAAAAUCUCUUUGCUACAACCUGCCCGUUUUAGAAGAGUUGUUUAAGAAUUCAUCGUCAUGUGCUUUGUACAUAUUUCCUACAAAGGCGUUAGCUCAAGAUCAACUAAGAUCUUUGUUACACAUGACGAAAGAAUUUGAUGUUGACUUAAAUAUCGGUAUAUAUGAUGGUGACACUUCUCAUAGUGAAAGGGCACGGCUGCGUGAUAAUUCUAGACUGUUAAUCACAAAUCCAGAUAUGUUACACAUAACAAUCUUGCCCCACCAUCGGCUAUUUCGCCGGAUUUUAUCAAAUCUAAGGUUUCUGGUAAUUGAUGAAACUCAUACCUACAAGGGAGCAUUUGGAAGUCAUACUGCUCUUAUAUUAAGGAGGCUUAAGCGACUCUGCUCACAUGUAUAUGGAGCUGUGCCUUCUUUUUUGUUCUCUACUGCAACUUCUGCAAAUCCUCAUGAGCAUUCUAUGGAACUUGCAAAUUUAUCCACAGUGGAGUUAUUUCAGAAAGACGGAAGUCCCUCUGCAAGAAAACUCUUCAUCCUUUGGAAUCCUGUUUUGCGCCCAAAAGCUACAUUCAUUAAAGCUCACUUGGCUAUGGAUAACAAUGAAUUAGCAGAUGAAAGUGCCAAUUUUGUUCGUUCAAGCCCAAUCGUGGAUGUUUCACGCCUUCUUGCAGAAAUGGUUCAGCAUGGUCUUCGCUGCAUUGCAUUUUGUAAAUCAAGGAAACUUUGCGAGCUUGUUUUAUCCUAUACACGUGAAAUUCUUCAUGAGACAGCCCCUCAUCUACUGGAUUCCGUAUGUGCAUAUCGUGGUGGCUACAUUGCAGAGGAAAGAAGAAAAAUAGAGAGUGCAUUUUUUGGUGGUAAAAUUUGUGGUGUUGCUGCAACUAAUGCUCUUGAGUUGGGCAUUGAUGUUGGAGAAAUUGACGUCACUCUGCAUCUAGGAUUUCCUGGUAGUAUUGCUAGCUUGUGGCAGCAAGCUGGUAGGGGUGGGAGGAGAGAUAGAUCAUCUCUUGCGAUAUAUGUUGCCUUUGGUGGACCACUUGAUCAAUACUUCAUGAAAAAUCCUAGGAAACUUUUUGAUAGACCAAUUGAAUGCUGUCAUAUUGAUUCCCAAAACAAACAGGUUCUUGAACAGCAUUUGGUCUGUGCAGCUCAUGAACACCCUCUGAGUGUGCAGUAUGAUGAGCAGUAUUUUGGUGCUUGCUUAGAGAGUGUUUUGAAUUCUCUAAAAGAUAGAGGAUACUUAUGUUCUGAUCUGUCCGAUUCUCCUAGAAUUUGGAACUACAUUGGUCCUCAGAAAUUACCUUCACAAGCAGUCAAUAUUCGAGCAAUAGAAACUGUUAGAUACAGUGUCAUAGAUCAGAAAAAAGAACAAGUCCUAGAAGAGAUAGAGGAAAGCAAGGCUUUCUUUCAGGUAUACGAUGGUGCAGUGUACCUGCGUCAGGGGAAAACGUAUUUGGUUGAAAAAUUAGAUCUAUCUAGCAAAACUGCUUUCUGCAAAGAGGCUGAUCUGAAGUAUUAUACGAAAACUCGAGAUUACACUGAUAUCCACGUCAUUGGGGGUAAUAUUGCUUAUCCAGUAAUUGAUUCCACCAUGUUUCCAAACACAAAUGUCCGUGCUAAUGUAUGCCAAGUGACAACUACUUGGUUUGGAUUUUAUCGUAUUUGGAGAGGAAGCAAUCAAAUCAUCGAUGCUGUUGAUCUAGCACUUCCUCCAUAUUCAUACCAGUCACAGGCAGUCUGGGUUCCUGUGCCACCGUCAAUAAAAGAAGCAGUUGUAAAAAAAAAUUAUGAUUUUCGUGGAGGUUUGCAUGCUGCUUCUCAUGCUGUUUUACACGUAGUGCCUUUACAUAUAAUGUGCAACUUGUCUGAUUUGGCUCCCGAGUGUCCAAAUCCUCAUGACAGCCGAUAUUAUCCUGAAAGAAUCUUAAUAUAUGAUCAAUGUCCUGGAGGGUCUGGAAUUUCAGUACAGGCUCAACCUCAUUUCACAAAGUUCCUGGCAGCUGCUCUGGAAGUGCUCACAUGUUGCCGCUGUUCGGCUGAAGUAGGUUGCCCUAAUUGUGUUCAGAGCUUUGCUUGCCAUGAGUAUAAUGAGGUUUUGCACAAGGAUGCGGCCAUUAUGAUCAUCAAGGGUAUUCUAGAUACAGAGAACUAGUACUCAAGGAAUGUGCUGGCUAUUCUGAAGUCUCUAUAGGGAAAUGAUUUUUUUUUUCCUUUUCAAAGUGACUUAAAAAGGUAUCCGAUUCUUUUUUAUUUUAUUUUAUUUUAUUUAGAUUAAUAGGAAAUAAAAAUUAAUUUAAAGAUAUAUGAUUUUAUGAUGACAUAUGUAUUUAAGAGACCCGUUUGUGUACUACUACUUCAGCAAAAUUGCUUUCUUAUAAGAAAAGGAAGGGAAGUAAAUGGCAAAAUUGCACCGUGUUAGCCUUUAAGUUA